Meloidogyne enterolobii is the source of this 570-nucleotide messenger RNA. NCBI's taxonomy places the organism in Eukaryota, Metazoa, Nematoda, Chromadorea, Rhabditida, Meloidogynidae. The record is from the annotation of a GenBank genome assembly.
UUCCCCCUCAUAUUUUUCCCCUCAAUUUCUAAUUUAAUAUAUUUAUUAUAUUUAUUAUUAACCCAAAGCUUCUUCAAGUUCAACAGGAGGAGGAAGUGUAGUAAGAGGUGCUUCAAUUGCUGUUUGCUUUGCUUCUUCCUCCUUUUUAUUUUCUUUAAUUUUUUGUUGCUCGAUAUUUACAACUUAAAAACAAAUAAAUUUUAUUAAAACUUUUUUACAAAUUCAAAUUACAAUUGUAAAAAUGUUUAUUUUCAAGUUUUUACAAUUUGUAUUUUUCCAAGUUUAUUUAUUUUCAAGUUUACAACCUUUUACAAAUUUCAACUUGUUUUACAAUUUACCCAACAUUUUUACAAUUUCCUCUAAUUUUUUUUACAAUUUAUGUCCAACUUUUUUUUCAACUUUAUAAAAUUGUAAAAAAAAACUUUUAUUUCAACUCUCUUCCUGUCAUGCAACAAAAACUCUAAAAAAUUGCUUUCCUCCCCCAAUUUUCUGCUUAUUUUCCCAUUCAAUUUAUAAAAUUCAAAACUAACAAAACAAUGGCAUGUCAACAAAAUUUUUUCCUCCAAACCG